UCUGCUGUCUAGUUUUGUCGAUGUUUAAUUGAGGUUAUGAGUCGCCCGCUAGAGAAUAUUACUGCAAUGAAUCCGAGUGAUUUUAAGGAAACUUCGUGUAGGCUUUGCCUUAAAAAUAUAACAGAAGAAAGCUUCGAAGUAAUAGACGAUGCUACGAGAGAUAUUCUAGAUGUUUUUUUGCUGAAAAUAAAAUUUGGUGACGGAAGCAAAGUAAUAUGUAAUGCUUGUAGAGGAAAACUGAAUGCAGCGUUAGAAUUUAAAACAAUGUGUGGGAAUACUGAUAACACAAUUAUUUCGUAUAUGGAUUGCGAGAAAAUGUUACAGCUAGAUUUAAGAGAAGUUUAUAUGAAAGAAAAGGCAAGCGAACAGUUAACUGAUGUUUCGUACGAUCAAAAAAUAUGUCGAUUGUGUAUGCAACCAGCAGAUAGUGAAUUUAGAUGUAUACUUGAAGAGGAACUCGAUAUUAUUGAGAAAUUCAUUCCGGAAAUG
Anoplophora glabripennis (Asian longhorned beetle) is the source of this 489-nucleotide messenger RNA. RefSeq lists its product as uncharacterized. The transcript has 2 exons. The annotation marks the transcript as partial. Gene Ontology annotation, cellular component: nucleus. Lineage: Eukaryota; Metazoa; Arthropoda; Insecta; Coleoptera; Cerambycidae. Gene Ontology annotation, molecular function: zinc ion binding. The record is from RefSeq and is a predicted model, not a curated record.